Cryptomeria japonica (Japanese cedar) is the source of this 780-nucleotide messenger RNA. RefSeq lists its product as uncharacterized. The record is from RefSeq and is a predicted model, not a curated record. The transcript is spliced from 2 exons. Lineage: Eukaryota; Viridiplantae; Streptophyta; Pinopsida; Cupressales; Cupressaceae. The coding region runs from base 1 to 780 and encodes 259 amino acids.
AUGUCGUUUGGGGGUUAUAAAAUGUUUCCUCGUAGAGAGGAUGGUUCUUCAUCUGGUGAUGGAUUUGAAAAUCUAGAGGAAAAUCCUUUUUAUAACUUAAAUAUAAAAGAUAAUAAAGGUGGCCAUGAUGAAACCCUGACUGUUGAGGAGCAGGAGAAACUCAGAUUAGAAAGAGAUAUCAUUCAAAUCCCUAAGUCAAACAAGGUUGAAGAAGAGAAAGGAAGAGGUAAAGAAAGUACCAUAACAACCCGUAGGUAUAGUCCCCCUCACCUAAGAAACUUGGAACAACCAUUUAGGGUUUAUAAUAAUCCAUUAUCAGAUGUUGUGGAUAAUAAUUAUGAAAAGAAGGAUAAAUGGAAAAAUAUACCCUACAAUGAAAAUAGAAACCAGUAUAAUUAUGGACAAUACAAUAAUCAUAAUGAUGAAAGAAGAACUAACAGUGGGGAAAUUGUUGGUGAUUGGAAUGGUAGAGAUAGGAUCAACAAUGCAAGCAAUAAUAGGGGGAAUUAUGGUAACAAUGGAAACUAUGGCCACAAUGGUAAUGGGAAUGAUCAAAAUAGAAAUAACAAUAAUGGUGGAGGUAACAAUGGAAACAAUGGUAAUAAUGGAGGAAAUAGAAAUUACCAAGCUAACAACUAUGGUGGCAGACCACCUAUGACCAUUGAAAGGUACAAACACUUGGAUUUCAGUGAGAUGGUUGGAUAUCCUAAUCAGAUUUCAAAUGAUUUAAGAUCAGCUAUCACUAAAUUCAUCGGAAAUGGAACUGAUUUUGCAAAAUAA